ACUGCCCCCAUACCAUUUUCCCUGCUCUCUCUCUCGUCUCUUUGCACUCACUCACCUCACAGCCAAACCACUUCUCUACGAGAGCGUCACCAAACACCCGCAAUCCACAUCAAUCAACAACACCUUUUCUUACCCAAACCAAAACACUUCACAAUUCAUCAUGCCUAAGGCUGCAUCUAAGCGAGGAGCUGGUACCCGCACCAAGCGGGCGAAGAAGGACCCCAACGCGCCCAAGCGUGGUCUCUCCGCCUACAUGUUCUUCGCCAACGAGCAGCGUGAGAACGUCCGCGAGGAGAACCCUGGUAUCACCUUUGGACAGGUCGGCAAGCUUCUGGGAGAGCGCUGGAAGGCUCUUAACGAGAAGCAACGUGCUCCUUACGAGGCUAAGGCCGCCGCCGACAAGAAGAGAUACGAGGAUGAGAAGCAGGCUUACAACGCUGAGGAGGAGGAGGAGGAGUAAAGCAGCACGAUCAAUCAUGCUGUGACUUCACCGACACAUUGAGCACCUCAUACCCCGGGAUGUCGCCCAGCCAUCACUCGGUGGCAGUGGCCGUCCGCGCUCUUUUCAUUUUCUAUCUCUCUGGAUGGGUUCGGUGUUCGGCUUGGCAGGGAAGGCGACCAUUUGCUUUGAUGACGGCACUGGAAGGCAUGCAUCAUGUUUGAUGACGAUGCCCAUGUAUGAUUAGUUAGGCCCUCUGAUGGGCUUGAGUCGAGUCGCUUCUGGGAAGAGUCUAGUCGAACACACGACGUAAAUGAGAAAGCAGUCUGCGCUCCG
Diaporthe batatas is the source of this 775-nucleotide messenger RNA. RefSeq lists its product as uncharacterized. The transcript is spliced from 5 exons. The coding region runs from base 161 to 460 and encodes 99 amino acids. The record is from RefSeq and is a predicted model, not a curated record. NCBI's taxonomy places the organism in Eukaryota, Fungi, Ascomycota, Sordariomycetes, Diaporthales, Diaporthaceae.